UAGUUUGGGAAACGCUGCACUAGAUAAUGAUCCAUGAAAUAUUGAAAACAAACUGGAACAAAGUAAAGGGUCAUUAAGGGCUUGAGGUUCUACUGGAACUCCGAUUAAAAUACUGAUGUCUUCACAGAUUAGAAUAAUCUUUGGAAUAAAACUUCAAAAUGCGGACAAUCAUAUUUAUUAUUUCUGUUCUAUUCUUGCAUGGAAAAUGUGAACAAGAUCAAACAAUUCAGGAUGAAAAAAGGCCAUUUGAAAUUCCUCUCCUGGAAUUUGAAUCAGUUGUAAAGUCGGGAAAUGCUCUUGUUAUUGAUGUCCGAGAACCUGAUGAAGUUUACGAAGUUCGAGUGGAUGCGAAGAAUUACGUUAACGUCCCCCUCAAACAAGUCGGAUCUUCUCUACAACUAUCUGCGGGUGAAUUCGAGAAAACUUACGGUGUUAAAAAACCGUCACUAGAUGAUGAUGUUGUGUUUAUUUGUCGAUCGGGGAAGAGAAGUUUAACUGCUUUGAAAGAAGCGAGAGGAUUGGCAUUCGAGAGAUCUCAACAUUUUGUCGGUGGGCAUUUGGGUUGGAUCGCAAACCAUCCAGACCUUGUUGUUCGAGAAAAAGAAGAAAAUGAAAAAACAAGCAGAAAAGAUGAAUUCUAAGUUUUGUGCAAUUCGAUGCUUUAGAUUAGACAAACUGAUUAAUUGGGAAAGUUGAAUAAUUUUAUUUAGUGAUUCUGUAGACAGUUUAAUCGAACUACGGCAUACUGAAGCGUUUUGUGCAUCCCCUUCUCCUUGAGAAAGUAUUGAAAAUUUAUAUAUUUUUUAUCUAAAAUAACUGUUUUGUUUUAUUAUAUCCUAAUUGAAUUUAGACCCUGACUGUGAAAGAUGGUAAAAAUACGGCUUCAGCUGUAUUCAACUCCCCAGACCUUGUUCCAAAUGAUAUUUUCAAAUAUGGGUGCAGGCAUGCAUGAUAUUUGAGACAUCUGUGUACAUGUUUGCUGAAUACAUUUAUCAGUGUUUGUCAUUUCAUCAGGUCUGAUCCACUGAGUCUACAGUUUUCUGCCACUACCCCCUCUGUUUUAUUGCAAUCACGUACAUUUUCUGAUUUUACCGUUGAUUUACUAGUUUUCUUUGAAAUAUCAGUGACAAUUUGCACUUUCAACCAAUUGAUAGCUGUUGCUGAUUCUUAGUUCUGUUCCAAUAUUUAGCAAUAUGAUUUAAUUAAACGCCAUUUAAUUCUUG
This is a messenger RNA of Styela clava, 1223 nucleotides long. Its product is annotated as thiosulfate:glutathione sulfurtransferase-like. The record is from RefSeq and is a predicted model, not a curated record. NCBI's taxonomy places the organism in Eukaryota, Metazoa, Chordata, Ascidiacea, Stolidobranchia, Styelidae.